AUGGAGCUGACAUUUCACGCCAGAGGCGGUGGAAAAGUUCCGAAGCGGAAAUACACCAGGGGGGCUUGUGAUGCGUGUCGCCAGAGAAAGAAAAAAUGCCACCAUGAGAAUAGGGACCACGGAUUAUCUUCAUUGGUGAAAGAGGGGGAUUUCAUCCCUUACGCCCCCAAUACAAGCCUCACCUCACCGCCGCCCGCAGCUAGCCAUUCCGGAGUCCAGCCUCUGGCGAAUAUACGGGAAGCCGGGGGUCCCGUAGAGCACAAUGAUCAAAAGUCUUCACGGGUUCAGGUUGGUAAAUCGCAUGUCCGGUCCCAAUCCUCGACUAGCUCUGGUCCCUAUGCCCAACGAUUCAUUGGUGACCUCAACCCGGUUGUUUUUUUUGUCGAUGACGCCAGCGCGAGGUUAUUGCACGGGCGUACGAGUCAACGGGAUGUUGGCGUAUGGCUCGACGGAGAAGAGAACGAACUUCUGGAGCCUAGGGAUGAAGCCCAACGUGGAGCGUCAUCGUCGCAUAGCAUCAGGUAUCAGGCGUCCCGGCAGCGCCGAGUUCCGCAGCAAAGGGCUUCUUUGCUACCCUCGCGAAAAACCCAAGAAGAAUUGGUUGAUAUUUACUUCCGUCGCGUGCAUUCUGUUUUCCCACUCAUUAACGAGCAUGAGUUUCGCACGGAGUUUCAGAGCGGCUCUGUCUCUUCCCGCCUCGUGCAGGCCGUAUGCCUCGUGGCUUCGAAAGAUCGUGAGGCGAAGUCGAAGCUAUACCUCCCCGGCCAUGUUGAGGUUCUCCCUGUAGAUGAGUUUAGCAAUCUGCUCUAUGAUGACCUGGUUGAAGCUACUGCGUUGGAUAUGGAGAGAAGACGAAUAGUACUGAUCCAAAUUCUCACGCUACUCUCCCUCCAUGUUCAAGGGCCAGACAGCUUUGAUAGAGCUACCAUGCAUUUGACCCAAGCCAUCCACCACGCUCACACCGUAGGACUACACUUAACGAAAGGUGCACCUACUGAUGACACGAAACCUUUUAUAGCACUAUUUUGGUGCUUGUGGAGUCUUGACCGAUGGAAUGCAGCUAUCCAUGGAAGGCCAUUGGUCAUCAACGAUAGAGACUUGGGGCAACAGCUUGCGGAUGUGAUUGACCUUUUCGAAGCACCGUUCCGCGUCUGGCUAUCUUUGGCCUCAAUCAUGGGAGAGGUACUAUCGGUCUACCGCCCGGUACUAGAUUCUCCUCUUGAUGAGAACAGACCCAAUAUCCCCAGGUUCGAGGAAAUCCUCGACACCUGUAAUGGAUGGAACCUUGAUCUGGAUGUGAUGAUGUCUCUUGAACUGGCAUAUUAUGCUAUUGCUCUUCUGGCUUCACGGCCCUGGGGGCUUAAGACCCAGCCUAGAUCACAUACCCUGCAUCUACGACAGGACCUGUCUAUAUAUCGCAUUGUCACAUUGGCACAAAUGUGCGAGAUCGAACAGCUCCUACCUCUACCCGUCAUUGCGUACUCCAUAUCCUUGGGGUUUUCCAUCUCCUAUAAACAGCUCAAGAGAUGCCAUCUUCCGAGCAUGCAGUACACUGCAAAAUUGAACCUCCAGACUCUGUACAAAACCCUGGAGUCGCUAGGCACAACAUGGUGGUCAGCACGGGUGUUGACACGGCUAUGCCAUCGUGCGUUCAACGGCAUGCAACGCAUUAUUGCUGAAAAGACAAAUCCACCCGGGGGUUCGCGAUCCGCCGGCAAAAACCCUUACACAGAUCACGCUGAUCUAGGCAGAGCUAGUUGCACUUUUGACGUGCAGAAGGGUGCCAUCAAUGCAGCACAUAAUUCACUGGAAGGCGACACGUUAAGAGAGCCACAAGCACCACCACCACACAAUACGAUCAUGGCAAAUGAUAACCUGCCCCCAUUCGACUUUGCACAUUUAGAUAAUGCAGAAUUUGGCGACAUCGCAGGGGAUCCUAUGUUUCAUGACAUCGACAACGUUAUUGCGGGCUUUUUGGAUAUCAAUGUACCCAAAUGUGCUUCCCACCCCUCGUUUAUAACCCUAGAUACGGCAUGGAGCUCGGAAGGAUUCGAGUGCCCUUCCUUUCAAUAA
Aspergillus ochraceoroseus IBT 24754 is the source of this 2073-nucleotide messenger RNA. RefSeq lists its product as uncharacterized. The transcript has 3 exons. The coding region runs from base 1 to 2073 and encodes 690 amino acids. Gene Ontology annotation, molecular function: DNA-binding transcription factor activity, RNA polymerase II-specific; zinc ion binding; DNA binding. Gene Ontology annotation, biological process: regulation of DNA-templated transcription; DNA-templated transcription. The record is from RefSeq and is a predicted model, not a curated record. Lineage: Eukaryota; Fungi; Ascomycota; Eurotiomycetes; Eurotiales; Aspergillaceae.